Cryptomeria japonica (Japanese cedar) is the source of this 397-nucleotide messenger RNA. RefSeq names its product protein NRT1/ PTR FAMILY 4.6-like. The coding region runs from base 5 to 397 and encodes 130 amino acids. NCBI's taxonomy places the organism in Eukaryota, Viridiplantae, Streptophyta, Pinopsida, Cupressales, Cupressaceae. Gene Ontology annotation, biological process: transmembrane transport. Gene Ontology annotation, molecular function: transmembrane transporter activity. The record is from RefSeq and is a predicted model, not a curated record. Gene Ontology annotation, cellular component: membrane. The transcript is spliced from 2 exons.
AAACAUGGCAGAAUCCUUGCUGCAGCUUUUGUUCUCUGGUUGGGUGUUAUUAACAGUACAAGCACAUUUUCCUUCACUAAAGCCUCCGGCAUGUGACAUGGGAAGUGCAUACAAAGCUGGGAUUUGCAAGCAGGUGGAAGGUGGACAAACUAUAAUACUCUACACUGGUCUGUAUGUCAUGGCUCUUGGUGUUGGAGGCAUUAAGGGCUCUUUGCCUAUUCAUGGGGUAGAACAAUUCAAUGAGAAUGAUGGAAAAGAGAGAAAGCUAAUAUCAAAUUUCUUCAACUGGUUUUUGUACAGCAUAAGCAUUGCACUUGUAUUAGCUUUCUUUCUAUCAUAUACACUAUAUGCAAAAUUAACUCGUUGUCUCAGAUCAAAUAAUAGUUUGUUUGCAUGA